Molecule: messenger RNA, 1428 nt
Organism: Vicia villosa (hairy vetch)
Lineage: Eukaryota; Viridiplantae; Streptophyta; Magnoliopsida; Fabales; Fabaceae
Exons: 5
Coding region: 1-1428 (475 amino acids)
Source: RefSeq, a predicted model, not a curated record
AUGACCGACCAUCCAGACAGAGUUAUACAUGGGAGGAUUGCACAUUAUUCAUCCGUGCGGCAUGAACGGAUGCGUGUAGUAUCACAGGUGACAAAUGGAGCUGUUGUUUCCGCUAAUGUACCUGCUACACCAGAUGUACCUGCUACACUCAUUCUAGUUGGGACGUCUCCAUCCGUUCCAGUUUACGGGCCUUCUCUGUCCGUUAUAGUUGAGAGACCUACUUCAUCUACUACUGCAUCACGAAGGCCUCGGGAUGAUGCAGAGGGAUCUUCAGUGCUAUCUACUGAGCUACGCGAGGAUGAUCCGGUGCCAGAUCAUGUCUGGUACCGGGAGGGUCCUAUAGAUGUGUCCCUAGUGACAGGUAAGGGUGUUCGCGGUGCGCCUAACGAGUCGUGGUUCUGGGGUGCACUCAUAGCUUCUGGUCUGAGGGACCUCUGCACGGUUGACUUCAAGAAGAUUCAUAACGGAAUGCAGAUGAAAUAUGCAGAGAGGUGGCAUCCAAAGACCUCGUCCUUUCAUCUUCCUCACGGAGAGAUCAACAUUACUCUAGACGACAUUGCAUGCUUCCUGCAUCUAUCUAUCAGGGGUACCCUCCUUAGUCACGGUAGGCUGACGAAGGAAGAAGCGAAGGUGAUGCUGAUAGAGGAGUUAGGGGUUGAUCUUGAUGAUGCGCUUGAGGAGGUAGAGAUAACCCGCGGAGCGGACGUAAGGUUUCACACUUUACAACGGAUAUAUGAUGUGGAGAUUCUUGCGGCACUAGAGGCUGUUAGUGACGAGGCAGAGGCGAACAUACACAAAGAGUGGGUGCUGAGAUGUUACUUGCUAUAUUUGAUAGGCACUCAGCUCUUUGUGGACAUGAGCUCGACCUACAAAGAUGUCGUUUAUCUAACGUAUUUAUCGGACAUCGCACGUGUCCGUGAGCACAACUGGGGAGCAGAUACACUGGCCUACACCUACCACCGACUAGGAGAGGGAUAUCCGUGGAAGGCGAGGACAGUGGCUGGCAACUAUACCCUCUUAGUGGGAGAGGUGUCGGGUUACACUGAGGACAUUCCGUGUGCCAGAGCCUUCGCCCCCCUUAGAGGGAACCAGGUGCCGGAUCCUUACAGGCGCUGUCUUGACCGCAUGGCUACCGAAGACAUCCACUUCGACUACUAUGGUGAUCACCAUGAGACGGUUCCGUUUGAUGAGAUCGCACUAUAUUCUAGAUGGUUGGCUUCCAGUUCGACCAUCAUUCUGGAUGAGGUCUUUGCAGACUGGGAGCACCACAUGGUUCUUGCCGAGGCUCGGGAGACCACAUCAGAGAAGGACUUGAGCUGCGUCGAGGGGUACAUCACCUGGUACUACAGAAUUUCACACACAUACAUGCUUCCCACCGCACCUGGAUCACCGUCCAGACCAGCCCACAAGGAGAUUUUGCAGACUUAA